GCCAAGGCGUUCUUAGGAACGAAGGAAAAAUUGAACAUAUGGAAACUACAAAAUAUCGUUUGACGAUGUUCAUGAUAUUGUGUCUACCUUUCAUAGAUGGAAGGAUGUAGCUGAACUUUUCCAGGCAUUGAUGGAUCCAACACCAGCGCAGAAAUCGCGGAGAGGCGAGAAAACCUCCAGCCGGCCAUUCUAUGCGACCGACGGGCAAACGAGUGCAAAUAUUAUCUCUGAGGCUAGAUCUUCCCUUCGUCCUUUGGACACGAAAAGGCCCUUUACACCAGUAGAAUCCAAUAGAACAUUAUUCAGAGGAAGUGCUGUGAAGCCUUACGAAGGAAGGCCGCCGUCUGCAUUCAGCUUAGGUAGCUACCAGUCUGAAGGAGAAUCCUCGCGUCCUCCAUCAGGGAGGAGGUUAACUCCUAUAGAUGAUGCUCCACAGCUUCCAGGGCCACCAGUUCCCUCCCCGCCCUCUGGUGUGCCCAUGGGUAAAUCCAGAAGACCCCUAAGAUCAUCUUUGUCAGGUUCUGGUGAAGACCUAAAUGCUGAAAAACUCAGCCAGAAGCUUCGUAAAGCUGCACUAGGACAAGGCAGAGAUGCAAGAGCAGAACUUUCUCCAUCUCCUCCAAAAAGGGGGUCUUUUUCUGGCACUCCGCCUCAUAUGGGUGAGCCUCUGAGGCGUACCUCAUCAGAAAUAUUCCCUACCCCACCAACAGUGUCAAAAGAUGUAGUUAGUUCAAGGAGAGUUAGAAGUGGACCGAAAGAACGCUGCUCUCCUGUUAUUGAUUCUGUCACUCGUGUGAAAAGUGGUCCUUUGGAGCGAGGUGAUCCUACUGGGGUUGGAAAUGAACAAGUUGAUGCUCAGAGUUGUUCAUCUUCAGAGCGAAGGAAAAAAUCAGCAGAGAGGAGUGGUAGUGGUGAUAAAAGGAGGAAAAAAUCUCAAGCAGAUGAUGAUAAACCAAAAGAUGAACUUGUCUCUUACUAUGAAGAGAAUGUCAAGCCACUUCUCACUCAAAUGGAGGAAAGGUUUGCAGAGAAAAAUAUGAAAGAACUGUGUCAAGACUGUUUAAAAUUAUGGAAUGCAUUAGAAAAGAAAGGCCUAAUUGGAAAGGCCAGUGGAAGUUUUUCUGCAAGAAGAAGAGGAGAAAUUUUACGGACAGUUUUUAAGUUCUUGGAUCUCAGUGACCCAAGGUUGCUUUUAAGACUUGGCAGGUUAAUUCUUGCGAUGAAGGUGACUGGUAACAAUUUAACCAAUGUAUGUAUGGUGGUUUACAAAGUGGCAAAAACAGAGAAAAAUGAUCAGUUAUUUCUGGAAGAAGACAUUUUAAAGAGUCUGGUAGACACUUUGAAAAGCUGUGAAAUAGGAAAUCACCAUGAUGCAUUAGUUUACACUGCUGGAGCUAUUAAACAUCUUUCAAGCAAUAAUCACACAGUUCAAAAGGAGUUAGUCUCUCUGGAUGGCAUUGAGGGUUUAGCACAAAUUCUUGACACUAUAAGUAAAGAUGUGUUAAUGACCAUGAAAGGGAAUUCACAGUUUGCCAGUUUGCUGGUUCAGGUAACUGGAGCACUAAGGAACCUUGCUGAUGUCUCUGGAGCCAGAGAGCUGUUUGUUAGCACAUGUGUAGUUAGAAACUUGGCAAUAGUUUUGGGACCAUAUUCAUCUGACAGUGAAGUGGUGUGGAAUGUAUGCCGUGCAUUGAGUAAACUAACACUGUACACAGACUGCUGCAGUGAAUUGGUCGACUCAAUUGCUUGGCUUCCAGCACUGAGCAAGAUCCUAUCAGCCUAUGAAAAGAAACAGGAAUUGGUGGUCCGGGUCUGUUUCAUUCUUGGUAACUUAACAUCUAAGAGUGAGAAAGUCAGAGAAGCCAUUUUCUUUGAUGAAGCAUUUAUGGCUGUGUUACUCUCUGUCAUGCAGUCAUACUUCAACCUUGAGCUGGAGGUGCUGAAAAAUGGGCCCACAGCUAACGAAAAUUUGAUUAAUGGAGAAAACAAAGGUCUUAACAAGAAUGAAGAUGUGCUGAUCAAGGCUAUCAGAGUAAUUGCCAACUUAUCAAUCAAUGCAGAGGCUGGUGCAGGGAUUGCUGCUAAUGAAGCAUUAGUUGACCUUUUAAUCCAGAUUCUUGAUGUAAAGGAUGCACUUGUCAGCGAAGAACUUGUUCUGAACACAGUAUCAACUCUGAACAAUCUGUCUUACUACAAUAGUGCUGAAAGUGUUGUACAGCAGAGACAAGUUGAAAUCACAGAGAUGCUAAUUUCGUUGUUAAUGCCGGAGAACAUGGAUGCAAUGGUGGAAGCAACUCGUGUGUUUGGGAACUUUUCUAGAACAAAAGAAGUGAGAACUUUAUUGGCAGAGCAAAAAGUUGAUGAAAUCAUGAUUGCUCUAUUGGAUGCUGGUGAGAGGGAAACAGUGUUCACAGCCUGUGGUGUGCUAAUUAACCUGAUGAUUGAUGAGAAUAUCAAACCAAAGCUGAAAGAGGAAGAUGGAAUUAAAAAACUGGUUGAUGUGUUACGUGACUUUGGUAAACAUGAUUGGCAGUUGUCAAGUAUGGUGUGCCAGAUCCUGUGGAACUAUAGUGACAAGAUAACCAGCUCAUCAGAAACAUUUGGUGACCAGGAAGCACUAGAAUUAAUGGAUAUUCUCGCACAAUAUUUAGAUGAGGAUAUUGCUCUUGAUUCAAGUGAAUUAGAUGCUGUGGAAUCAAACCUUCCAGAAAUGUUAAGAGAAAUGUGGGAAAGCCAGUUUGUCCCUGUGGGGCAGCACCUGCUUCACAGAGUUAAGUCGCACCAUACAGACCUUGUUCCGUUGGAGUUGCCUAGUAAUUAACAAGCAUGAUGCUCACACCAGUCUUGUAGACAGAGACUGGGAUCAACAUGCUUUAAACUAAAUUUUAGACAGGUAACUGUGAAGAAGUUGUGUCAUUCAACGACAAAAACCAUCCGCUUGCUUACAAAUUUUUUAUUGCAUUAACACAGCUAUGCUGAAGGAAAUUGUUACAGUAUACAUGUGGAUCUCUACCUUCAAACCAAUCUUAUUCACAGAUGGUGUGUAUAGUAAUAUCAUUCAAGAAUGACAAUGCAUCACAUUGUCCUCAAUUUCAUCCCAUACAAAAUGUUAUAAAUACAUAACCUUUCAUAUAACUAUCAGUCCUCGUGUGAAAAUAUUGGGGGCAUACCAAGACAUAUAUGUAAGUUUUCUGCCUGUCAACAUUAUGAUUUUAACUUAUUUCUUGCGUGGAUUGACAGGGAAUAGCAAGGAGACACGUUCCUUUGUGGGAAAUUGGAUUCUGAUUUCCCCCAAGAAGUCCUACGAAGCUUUUUGUUUGUCUAGUUUAUUGAAUAAGGUUACCAAAGGACAUAGUAGCCAUAGAAGACAGCCCAUUUCUCAAAUUUAAUUUAUAAACUUGCAUCUCUGUACGAAAGAGCUCCUAUUUUGUUAAUUAAGAUUUUCACUGGACAACUUGUAAAAAGAGUAUUGAAAAGGACUUCAUAAAGUUCUCCUUGUGUGGUUUUAUGUAAACUCAGAAACAAUUUUAUUUAUUAUCUUUAGAACAGUGUGAAAAAGAGAGAAUUUUAAAUAAAUAAAUAAAGA
Pocillopora verrucosa is the source of this 3586-nucleotide messenger RNA. Its product is annotated as armadillo repeat-containing protein 2. Gene Ontology annotation, molecular function: protein binding. Gene Ontology annotation, biological process: cilium organization. NCBI's taxonomy places the organism in Eukaryota, Metazoa, Cnidaria, Anthozoa, Scleractinia, Pocilloporidae. The record is from RefSeq and is a predicted model, not a curated record.